This is a messenger RNA of Pogona vitticeps (central bearded dragon), 4632 nucleotides long. The record is from RefSeq and is a predicted model, not a curated record. Lineage: Eukaryota; Metazoa; Chordata; Lepidosauria; Squamata; Agamidae.
CUUAAGGUGACCCUCCAAUAUUUGUUUCCCAAGUUAUAAAUUAACAACACAAGAAUGGUCCUGCAAUUCAUUCUCAUGAACUAAUGGGGUCUGAAUAAAUUCAGUCUGGUCAGGAGACUGCUUGUGUUCUGAGACUGUCUUCAUCCUUCUUUGAGCAAGUUAUACUGUAGAUACAGUAUUGGAAUUUUUGCUAUUACGUAUUCCAAUCUGGAAAGAUCUACAAAACCUUCUGCAGUUAAAUAACAAUAUUAUAAUAAAUCUUAGUCGUUAUUUACUGACUGAUACUAGUGUGAGGAUAUGUGAAUGGAUAUGUGAAUGCGUCUGUAGCUAUACCACUAUUAAAUAUCCAGUGUGGAAAGUUACACCUAUAGUAACAGUAUAUCUGGAUUCUUAAUAGUAAGCUGUUGUCUCCUUUGAAAGGAAGGUUGCGCAUCAUUUAGUCCUUCAGUUGUUGGUGGACUGCAACUCUUAUCUUCUCUCAUGAUUAGCUGUGCAAGUUACAGCUGAUGGGAAUUGAGUCACACAACAUCUGGAAGGCUACAAGUUGCAAACCCCUGCUUCAGAGCUGUACACAGUUUAAGACUCAAGUACUUGAAGGAACAGCUGCUUCCAUGUGGUUAUCUUUGCAGACUGUCCUCCAGAUCACCAUAAGUAAGGAAAAAAAGCAAGAGCCAUGAAAACAUCUGGACAGCCUCCUUUGUAAAAUUCUAUAAAAGAUGGACCAUAAUCCCAAAAUACAAGCCUUGUCUUGAAGCAGCCUAAGAAACCUAUCAAAAUCAUAAUGAAUGUGUUCAUCUUUAGGAGACCAUUUUUACUGACUCUUCUAUUUCUUAGUCAAAGCUUGGGGUUGGUGCUGACAGUGGACUGAAGCUGAUAUCAUGAUGGCAGAGAGAGACAACUUUUCACCUCUGCAUGGACUGACUGAAUAUCAGUCAGUCAAAGAAGAUGGGAAAAGUGAUCAAAGCAGCAAUGCUCAAACAAACGAAGAAAGUCAAGGAACAAUGCAGCUGAAAAAAGAAAUCUCUCUUCUAAAUGGAGUCAGCUUAAUAGUUGGAAACAUGAUUGGUUCGGGCAUCUUUGUUUCCCCCAAAGGAGUACUGAACUAUAGCACAUCGUAUGGAUUGUCGCUAGUAAUUUGGGCAAUAGGGGGGAUUUUUUCAGUUAUUGGUGCUCUCUGCUAUGCUGAACUUGGAACCACUAUUACUAAAUCAGGAGCCAGUUAUGCAUAUAUCUUGGAAGCCUUUGGAAGCUUCAUUGCUUUUAUACGCCUGUGGACAUCACUACUAAUAAUUGAGCCAACCAGUCAGGCUAUUAUUGCAAUAACUUUUGCUAACUACAUCGUGCAGCCGGUCUUCCCUUCCUGUCAGCCUCCUUAUCUUGCUUGUCGUCUUAUUGCAGCUGCUUGUAUAUGUCUUCUAACGUUUAUAAAUUGUGCUUAUGUUAAAUGGGGAACAAGGGUGCAGGAUGCAUUCACCUAUGCCAAAGUCAUUGCCCUAAUUGUCAUCAUCAUAACAGGAAUUAUUAAACUAUGCCAGGGAUACUCACAACACUUUCAGGAUUCUUUUGAGGGAUCAUCUUGGAACCUCGGAGGCAUUUCUCUUGCACUUUAUUCUGCCUUGUUCUCUUACUCAGGUUGGGACACCCUCAAUUUUGUAACUGAAGAAAUAAAAAAUCCAGAAAGGAACCUGCCUUUGGCUAUUGCUAUAUCUAUGCCAAUUGUGACUAUUAUCUACAUCUUGACCAACAUAGCUUACUAUACAGUGUUGGAUAUUAAUGCUAUCCUUUCCAGUGAUGCAGUGGCUGUGACAUUUGCUGAGGAGGUAUUCGGCAGUUUCAGCUGGACAAUUCCAACUGCUGUAGCCUUGUCUUGUUUUGGUGGACUCAAUGCAUCUAUUAUGGCAUCAUCAAGAUUGUUCUUUGUUGGAUCCCGGGAGGGUCACCUGCCUGACCUCUUGUCAAUGAUACAUAUAGGGAGGUUUACGCCAGUUCCCGCACUUCUUUUUAAUUGUACUAUGUCCCUCAUAUACUUGACUGUUGAAGACGUCUUCCAGCUUAUUAACUACUUCAGCUUCAGUUACUGGUUCUUUGUGGGAUUAUCAAUUGCUGGGCAGCUCUACCUCCGUUGGAAGCAACCAGACCGGCCCAGGCCACUCAAGCUGAGCCUCUUUUUCCCAAUAGUCUUUUGUAUAUGCUCAGUUUUUCUGGUGAUUGUGCCACUUUAUAGCGACACCAUUAACUCUCUGAUUGGCAUUGGCAUUGCACUUUCUGGAAUUCCAGUCUACUUCAUGGGAGUCUCCUUGCCUGUUUCCAAACGACCUCCCAUUAUCAGCAAAAUAGUAGGUGCUGUCACACGAGUUACUCAACUGCUUUGUUACUGUGUUCUGACAGACAUAGAUGCUUAUGAAGAAAAAUUAGAAACCAAGUCUUUAUAAAGAAUGCAGAAGUGGCUAGAAAGGUAAACUGACGGCUCAAGAGAUCGUGAUCUGUCAGAAAGCACCACUGGAUUCUGGAGUUCUUAUUAAAUUGGGAAUUUUGACAGAUCAUGUCAUGAUCUAGGAGUUAUUUGUAAAAAGGCCAGUCCUCUCGGACAUAGAACCCAUCAGGAUUUUUGUCUAAAGAUCAUGAUUCAUAGCAGUGAAACUGAGUGUCUUAAUCAAAGAGCUCAGGUAUCAGAUAAGUUGACAUGACAAGCCACCUCGUUCCCAAGCUCCUGGAAUUUAGAAGUCUCCAACAAUCUUUCCAUUAUAACACUUUCGUUAUUUAUGUGGGGCCGACCUGGUUGGACUGGAAUUCAUGGCAUUGUUGCAUUAAGAGGGCUUGAAUGUGGCAUAAAAGAGAAUGCUGCAUGUUCACCCUUAAGAAUAAACGUCUUCAUCUACAUGAAAGGCAAACUGGAUAGCAAUUAAUGUUCUACGGCUGUUGCCCUCAUAUCCUUCAUGUGAAACUGCUACUGAAUAGUUACAAUGAAUGUAGACUUUUAUGCUGAAGGAAAAACUGGUCAGUUUUUGUUUUGGAGAGCUCAAAUUAUAUUAUGUACUUGCUACCCUAGCACUAUUUUGGUGGGGACUUCAUGUAGGACAAUUGCUUUUGCAGUACAGUGAUUGGCCUUAGCCUCAUCUCUAACUAUGGGAAAAAGAGGUCCUUCCAAGCAACUGUUUCUAUUUAUGAUCUUAUGUGCAUGUCAUGAAGAAAAUUUGCACAUUUUUUUCCUAGAGGUGUCUGAUGCAAAGGAGAUGUUUGCACUAUACAUAUGGAAAACAUAAGUUUUUAUUGAAAAACAAUAGCCACAAAAAAUCUUCACCUUGUAUAUAUGAUUUACUCUUGCAAAUUCUUGUGUCACAGUGGCUUUCCAGUGUAAUUUUCCCAACCUACCUGCAGCAGAUGCACUAGAAACCAGUUCUCUGCACAGAGGCAUCACAUCUCUGUGCCUCCCCAAACAUCAUUCCUAACAGCAUUAAUAGCAGUUAGCAUGCUGGUGGUAGCCUGCCUGUAGGGACUCACCAUAAGCUUUUUCCCUGUGGUGGUACCAGUGCAGCUUUCUGAGGUGUACAGCCAGCACUGAAGCAGUGGGACCAGGCUCUUGGUUGCUGUCAGGGCCAUGAAAAGAAAGUAAAUGUGUAUUGAAAAAGCAGUUCUGGGCAAGGUUCACCCACUCCUCUUAGUGGAGCCUGUAUUUCCUUUUGCAGCCACCCUCAGAGACAGCUAGGUACUUUGUUUUAACAGUGUAGCUAGCUAAGCCUCUCUUGCCUCUCUCUAGUCAGGCUCUUAAAAACAAGGAGCUUGUAAAAGGACAUGGUGGAGAGGAGAGGAUUUCUGUCUCUGCUCCAAUCCUGACAUACUGCUGCCACCACCCAUUCCCACCAGUCUGCCCCUUAGUAAUGUGACACGUACUUCCUGAGGUUUGAUUUUUUUAAAAAAUGUGAUUGUUGAUACAAAGACCAAAUGAUUCCAAUUAGAAUUCUCUUCCCAUAGACAGUUUCUGCCCUUUAGAAUGGCUAGUUAAACCAAUCUUGUAUUAUUAUAUGGCACAACCCUAGAGAAGGGCUGUUUCUCUAAAGGAAAAAUAUUCAGCCUGUAAUUCCAAAGGACUGUGUGGUAAGAGAGAGGAUUCUGCAGAUGUGACUGCACUUCAGAUGUUAGCAUUUUGUUACAGCUGGAUUUAUAAUCUGAUCCAUUUGAUUGGGAACUACUGUGCUUAUUUUUAAAUUGCACUUGUUUUGUGUCCCUGACAUAUUCUGUUUAAACAAAGAAUAGUAAGACAAUUUAGUUUAAAUUGUCAGUUCCACGGUAGACUAAACAGGCCUUUCUGCAGAAUGCCACCUUUCAUCUAUUUCAUAAGACUUAGUCUGCUGAAAACUAUUACUUUUCAUUUACAGAACCGUAACACAACCCUUGAAACACUUGUAUUUCACUUCAGUGUAUGAAGAAGUGGCACUUACCUCAAAAUAUACCACACUCCAGUAUACUGUUAACCAUUUUUGUUUUAUAAAAGACUGAAUUAGUAACUGAUUUGUCCAGUCAGUUGUGAAUGAUGCUGUCUGCUUUUAUACAUCUACAAGGUAUACAAACACUUGAAGGGGGAGGGGAAAAAUAAAAUUUCCACUAUGUGGGAAUAAAGCAGUUUGAUUUAGA